GUUUUCUGUCGUCUUGCUGGUCAGGUACGGUUGGAGCAGCGGGCAUGUGUAUAAUCCUCGUCUCGAUACCCGCCGUUCGCCAUGUCCGGCCCUGGACCGGGGCCCGGUCACGGUCCUGGUGACCAGCAAGACCACUACUACUACCACUACUCCUCCUACUCCAGCAACAACACCAACACCAACACCAACACCAACAACAACAACAACAACAGCAGCAGCAGCAGCAGCGGCGGCGGCGGCGGCAAUAACAACAACAGUAGUAGCUACCGAAAUGGCUACAGCAAUCGCCUUCCGUAUGCGCCCCAGCUGAGCACAAUCCCCGCAAGGCGACCUGUCGGCGCUCCCACAUCGGCGGUCGUGAACCCCUCCCAGGUCUCCCCUUCUGAGCUCGCCUACCCCCUUCACCCAGCGCCCAGCGUCAGCAGCACCCAGACCCGAACACCACAGCGCAUGGGAACCAUCAGCAGCGGAGGGGUAUUCACAGUGUCACCGGCAAGUUCGAUCCACGAAGAAGUCCGCCAGGAUGAUGAGGCGUGCGGCGACGGAGGACGAAGGGGACCGCUAGGAACCUCGUCGCCAUCUCCGCCGCAGCAGCACUGCAGAAGCCCGGAGCCGCAGCUGCAUGGGAGUGGCAGCAGGGGUUGGGACGGGGGCGGCUGGGAGGCCGGGCAAGCGGGAUUGUGGCACGGGGCACCGACACAGGUACCACAAGCACAAACGGCAACGACAGCAGGAGCCGGUAAAACAGGUGUGGCGCAGCCGACGCCGACAACCUACGGGCCGGCACCGACCCAGGCUGUUGCUACCUUCGCCAACUCCGUCCUCGUGGCCGCCCCGCUGCCUUUUCCAGCCCCAGCACCGGUUCACACCACCACCGCUGGGAAUGGGAUAAUCCCAGGCGUGCCGGCACACACGCCCUUGCAACAGCAGCAGACGCGGCACCAACAGACCCCUAAUUCGCAUCAAGAAACAACCCUUGCCAACUCCCAAUCAGCGGCCCAAGCCCAUCCCACCACUACCGGACGACCCAACCCGGGCUCCGGCCCGUUCAUGCACUACGAAGACGUCACCUACCUUACCCCGCCGGCAGCAGGAGCAGCAGCAGCAGCAAACGGAUUCGACGAAGAACCCAAAGACGAAACCCAGGUUGAGGUUGGCGUUCCACACGCCGACACCUUUCCCCCAGUCCCGCCGGAGCUGAACAGACCAGAGGCAAGGCGUUCAUGGGAUCGACAGCGCAAGCGGCGGCGGAAACAGCACGGGCUCGGGCCCCCGAACGGGGAUGGAGGUGGAGGACACUACCAGCAGCGACUGCGGCAGUGGCGUAACGGAAGUGGCACAGAGUAUGGAGGGGAAAGGGGCGGCGGGAGAGGGUGUACCGCCUUCCUGCGGUUCUGCAAUGGCUGGCUGGUUGAGAUGCUGUGCUGCCUGCUCAGCGUCGUGUGCUUGGCCGUGGUUGUUGCCGUGCUCAAGACGUACAACGGGCGGAGCCUGUCUGACUGGCCUCUGGCCGUUUCGCUGAACACGCUGGUGGCGUUCCUGGCCGCAAUAUGCCAGGUUGCGCUGGCAGUACCCCUGACGGAGGGGCUCGGCCAGCUCAAGUGGAACUCCUUUGCAAGGGGGGAGAAGCCGCUGGAGGAUUUUGUCACGUUCGAGAACGCGAGGCGCUGGCCGGUAUUUGGGAGCACGCUACUGCUUUGGAGGAGAAAGGGAAGGUGUGGACGAUUUCGCUUCUUCUCCCAUCCUGUUUGGCUGUUUCUUUCUCCCGGUCUCGCGUUCCGUUCUGUUUGGUUCGAUGUGCUGAUCAAAUGUUGGUCGACAGGGCGCUCGGCACGUCUGCGGCCACCGCACUGCUGACCGGCUUUCUCCUCUCCCCGUUCAUCCAAGGCGCCAUAACCUAUCCCACUCGGACAUUGGAAGCAGGGAACGGUACGGCCACAAUCGCCAGGAGCGAAUCAUACUUCCACCCAACGCCGUAUGGUAAGCGG
Molecule: messenger RNA, 1988 nt
Organism: Thermothelomyces thermophilus ATCC 42464
Lineage: Eukaryota; Fungi; Ascomycota; Sordariomycetes; Sordariales; Chaetomiaceae
Exons: 1
Coding region: 82-1857 (591 amino acids)
Source: RefSeq, a predicted model, not a curated record